Brenthis ino (lesser marbled fritillary) is the source of this 654-nucleotide messenger RNA. The record is from the annotation of a GenBank genome assembly. NCBI's taxonomy places the organism in Eukaryota, Metazoa, Arthropoda, Insecta, Lepidoptera, Nymphalidae.
AUGGCGGACUCCGGGCCCUCCCUUUGCAGCGUACUUAACCCACAUGCUUGGUUCGACCCGCAAAGGCUACACCCCGAAGUGGAGUCCCUGAUCUACUGGCGGUCGGCGGCGCGGUCAGGUGCGGCACUGGGCGCAGGCCUGGCGCUGCUGGUGGCGCUGGCCUGCUGCUCCGUGGUAUCCGUGCUGGCCUACAGCUCGCUGCUCGCGCUCUCCGCCGCCGUCGCCUUCCGCAUAUACAAGAACGUGCUCCAAGCCGUGCAGAAAACUAAUGAGGGACAUCCCUUCAAAUGGCUGUUGGAGAAAGACAUUAGCGUGCCGGCGGAGCGCGCGCAGUCGCUGGCGGCUGCCGCCACCGCGCACCUCAACGCAGCCCUGUCAGAGCUCCGCAGGUUGUUCCUGGUGGAGGACCUGGUUGACUCGUUGAAGUUCGGCGUGCUGCUGUGGUGCCUCACCUACGUGGGCGCAUGCUUCAAUGGCAUCACGCUUAUUAUCCUUGGCUGGAUAGCGCUUUUCACGCUGCCCAAGGCGUACGAGAUGAACAAGCCGCAGGUGGACGCCAACCUCGAGCUGGCGCGCGCGAAGAUCAACGAGAUCUCCGCUAAAGUGCGGGCGGCCGUGCCUAUCGGCCGGAAGGCGGAGAGCGAGAAGGACAAG